GAAACUUCAAUUUGACAGAUCAAAAUAUAAACAAAUGAAAAAUAUAGAAGUGCACGAAAUGGAAAUAUUAUGAAAGAUGCGUUGCUUGGUACUAUGUACACAUAUUCAAAUGAUGAAGAUGAACAUCCUGGCUGAUUUAGCUGCUGAAUCAAGUUCGUCUUCGGAGGAUUCAGAACAAGAGCAGAUAGAGCAUCCAAAAUGCUCUAAUUUUGUGGACACCAUUGGUCAUUUUAAAGAAGAGGAUUUCAAAUCUCACUUUCGCUUGAGUAGCACCACUUUAGAUUACUUAAUAGGAAGAUAUGAAGAAAGUGAACGAACCCUUUUUGCUACGAAGUUCGGAAAAGCCAAAAUUCCUGCUAAAAAAAUGAUGUGCAUGCAUGUAUGGUAUUUAUGUAAUACAAUUACCUACAGACAACGAGCUGUAUUGUUUGGUGUAACGAAGUCCACAGCAUGUGCAAUUGUUCGUCGGGUUGUCGCGUGGGUUAUUUUAAUAAUCCAUGAGUUUGUUAAGUGGCCAACUGGAGAUGCUUUGGAAGACACAACUCGCAAGUUUUUGCAAAGUAAACAAAUACCAGGUGUUAUUGGUGCUAUUGAUUGUACCCACAUAAAAAUCAAUGCAUCAAUAAAAGACAAACAAAUAUAUUUUGAUCGUAAACGUAAUUAUAGUGUUGUUCCACAGGCCAUUGUCGAUGCUGAUAAAAAAUUUAUUGAUAUACAUACAUAUAUCGUGGUGAACCCGGAUCACAUCAUAAUGUUCAUUGAUGUUCAUUUUAUGAUAAGCUUGAUUAUAUAUUUCCGUUAA
This is a messenger RNA of Bactrocera latifrons, 802 nucleotides long. RefSeq lists its product as uncharacterized. The record is from RefSeq and is a predicted model, not a curated record. The transcript has 3 exons. Bases 77 to 802 code for a protein of 241 amino acids. NCBI's taxonomy places the organism in Eukaryota, Metazoa, Arthropoda, Insecta, Diptera, Tephritidae.